This is a messenger RNA of Ceratosolen solmsi marchali, 1009 nucleotides long. It is a transcript of the gene Rpn12, whose product is annotated as regulatory particle non-ATPase 12. Lineage: Eukaryota; Metazoa; Arthropoda; Insecta; Hymenoptera; Agaonidae. The record is from RefSeq and is a predicted model, not a curated record. Bases 88 to 885 code for a protein of 265 amino acids. Gene Ontology annotation, cellular component: proteasome regulatory particle; nucleus; proteasome regulatory particle, lid subcomplex. The transcript is spliced from 3 exons. Gene Ontology annotation, biological process: proteasome-mediated ubiquitin-dependent protein catabolic process.
AUUUUGGAAAGUUGGAAGUGGUAAAGUUGGACUACUUGGAAGUCGGACUUUGUGCUGGAGUUGGAGUUUGGAACUAAACAUUUGAUAAUGGCGGCACUUAAAGAUGUGGUCAGUAAAGCACAAGUAUUGAAACAAGAAUGGAGUAAAACACCUUGCAAUCUGAUUAAAUGUGGAGAACUUUUGAAUCAGCUUAAAAUUGCCCUUACAAACUUAACAUUUUUGCCGACAAAGGAUACCGCUUCUGAGAAAGAAUUAAUAAUAGCUCGCGAUGUUCUUGAAAUUGGAGCUCAAUGGAGCAUCGCUAGCGAAGACAUCCCUUCGUUCGAACGUUAUAUGGCACAACUCAAAUGUUAUUACUUUGAUUAUAAAUCUAGUUUACCAGAAUCUGCGUACAAGUAUCAGCUCCUAGGACUCAAUCUGCUCUUUUUACUAUCUCAAAAUAGAGUAGCAGAAUUUCACACCGAAUUAGAACUUCUCCCCGUAGAUUGUAUUCAGUCAAAUAUUUAUAUACGACAUCCAUUGAGUUUGGAACAAUGCUUAAUGGAAGGAUCUUAUAAUAAAAUUUUUCUCGCUAAAGGAAACGUACCUGCGGCAUCUUAUAACUUUUUCAUCGAUAUUCUAUUAAAUACCGUUAGAGACGAAAUUGGAGCGUGCAUGGAAAGUGCCUUUGAUAAAAUUUCGAUCAAGGACGCUGCCCGAAUGUUAAAUUUAAGUACAGAGAAGGAGACGAUGCAGUUUUGUAAUAAAAAAAAAUGGACUGUCGCUAAAGACGGAUACUUCCACUUUGGGGCACCUAGCGAAAAGAAAGUCGAGGAGCCGAUACCUAGUACAGAAUUGGUAACCCUCGCAAUUGAUUACGCAAGAGAAUUAGAAAUGAUUGUAUAAAACAAAAAUAUUUUAUAAUUUAAAUUUUUUAUUUAACAUAAUAUAUAUAAAAUUUAAAUACAUCCAUUUUGUAAAAAUUUGUCAUAUUGACAAUGAUCGCUUUACAAUAAACUAUUAAGAUUGA